AUGUUUCCUCACAGUGCCAAUCUUAGUGACGUCGUGCGACGCGUCAAGAACGACAUCAGUACUGAUAAUCUGGCAAUGCCUGCUUCUUCCACUUUGCCGAAUUCCGAGGAGGCGGUUUUGCCAACAGGAAUGCAACGUGGAUGCGAUGUGUUGGCGGGUAUCUCAGUCGGUAUGCCCAUUGCGCCCAUGCUGGCAUCCCCGUUGCAGAGUGUGGAGCAGGUGGUGUGCAUGUUCCCCAAUGGGGCAUUCUCUGAGAUGAAGUACGAUGGAGAUCGAAUACAGAUCCACAACUAG
Molecule: messenger RNA, 294 nt
Organism: Trypanosoma grayi
Lineage: Eukaryota; Euglenozoa; Kinetoplastea; Trypanosomatida; Trypanosomatidae
Exons: 1
Coding region: 1-294 (97 amino acids)
Biological process (GO): DNA recombination; double-strand break repair via alternative nonhomologous end joining; lagging strand elongation
Cellular component (GO): DNA ligase III-XRCC1 complex
Molecular function (GO): ATP binding; DNA ligase (ATP) activity
Source: RefSeq, a predicted model, not a curated record